UCAAGCUUUUCAUUUCCGAGGCUUUCGAGAUUUUUGGUGUUCGUAUUUCAUUGGGGAAAUUUUUGAACUAUUUUGUUCUUUCUCAUUACAUCCCAAUGCAUUAAACUUGGUUACUUACCUUCCAUUGAGUGAAUGAAGUGUUUUGUUUAAUCUUUGAGCGGAAAUUUUGGGGAUUUUCGUAAACUGACAACUUGGGUUUUGCAAGAUCCGAAUAUGUCAACGGGCAAACCCAAAGACGGUGAUCUUCAGGUGGUUUCAGUGACAGAUAAGUCGAAACCGCAGCUUCCGCUGGCGACAGCAGCAUCCAAUGCACUUGUGGAAUAUACUCCGUUUGCGUUUAAGGAAGAAGAGGAGGACCUUGAGAUUAAGCUCCGACGGAUUAUUGAUAAUGUACCCGUUCGUGUCAGCAACACGUCUGGUAGCUCUGCUGGUUCUGGCUCUGGCGACUUUCAUCAGUAUCGACAGAUGAGACGGAAAGAGCAAGAUAGACUUGCAAGGAUGGAAGUUGAUUACCAGAAAAGGAAAGAAGUGGCAGAGUUUAACCUGAGACGGGAGGAAAGAUUAAAAGCUGCUGAGGAACGAACAGCAAAGAAGCGGUUGAAGCGUCAAAAGAAAAAACAAAGAAAGAAGGAGAAGAAGAGUAAAUUGAAUGCUGGAGAAGAGCAACAACAUAGAGAAGAAUCUUCAGAUAAUGGGGACUCUGACGAUGAAGAUGAGGCGUCAUAAUGAAACAAGCCUUGGCUUUCGCAUGAUGCUUCUACCUCUUUCAUGGAUGCACUGAUUGAGUAUCUAUUUGAAAACAUGUUUCAUGCUGCCAAAAGGCCUAAAUUUGGUUUUGGCGUUGGCAAACAUGUCCUUAGGCGGAACAUACACAAUCAUGCUACUUCACUGGGGUUUCCAGGUUGUGUAUUUUGUUUUGGGAGGUGCUACAUUUGUAAGGUUAAUAGAUGGCCAUGAGACUCAGUUUUUCCCUCCUACAUCUCCGAUUUCUCCAGAACAAUAACUACCUUCUAUUGAUUCACCCUAACUCUAUAGAUGUGAACGGAAAAUUUCAAAUCA
Molecule: messenger RNA, 1059 nt
Organism: Neltuma alba
Lineage: Eukaryota; Viridiplantae; Streptophyta; Magnoliopsida; Fabales; Fabaceae
Product: PRKR-interacting protein 1-like
Exons: 2
Coding region: 214-726 (170 amino acids)
Biological process (GO): negative regulation of protein kinase activity
Cellular component (GO): nucleolus
Molecular function (GO): double-stranded RNA binding; protein kinase binding; protein kinase inhibitor activity
Source: RefSeq, a predicted model, not a curated record